AGAAAGAGUUUUUGUGAGUCUGUUUUAGGAGUCCAAUCAAGCACAGUUGUGUAAAAGGAAAAAGGAGAGGAGAAGACAGAGAGGAGAGGGGAGAAGGAGGGGGAGGGAGCGAUGGAUGAGUAGGAGGGCUUCUGGAGGCAGAUCGAGAGAGGCAGGAAGCAGGACAGAGACAGACCAACAGUAGAGAGAAGAGAGGGGGAGGCAGAGCAGCAGUGUCAUUAUCUCCCUCGUAUCUCAAGGCUCGGUGGCUGAAUGCUUUCCACCAGUCAAAUUUCCAUCCUAAGAAGACGGAACAGUGUGGCAUAAAAUCUUUGAAUGAUGGACGGCUAAAUUAAACCUCUUGCUUAUCACCCGUGGACACCAGACUGCUUUAGGGGAUUGAGAUUACAAAACCCCGCUGGGAAUGCAAGAACUCCGACAGACCCAAGGAUCACUGAGGAAAGGUCUUCGUCUGCAGAAAUGAUGACAGAAUGUAAUGGAGAAAGAGAACAAGGGAAGGGGAUGACGAUGAUGAUGACCAAUGGACACGAUGUCAUUCUCGGUUUCAAUCAAUUACUCUUGCUGUCUGUGUAGGAUAAAGUGGGAGUAGGAAGGUCGUGGAUGUCCAAGAGUCAAGGGCUCAGUCUCUUUGGAUGAUCCCCAAGACUCUACAUGACCUACAUCCAAGUCUCUGACAUUUGGUGCAACUGCCUCCCCCCUUGGAACCUUCCAUCUAUUCUGUCGUCUCUACCUUUUUCCUUCACACUUCUCUGGAAUAUGAAAUCACAAACCUGACAUGGUGCUAUGGUUCAUAUCGGGAUGUGCACCACCUCCAGAGAGAUAAAGAGAAGAGUGUGAAGAAUGUACAAUACCUGAAAAGUGGAGAAACGUAAAAAAAAAGGGAGGAUUGUUCUAGCACCGCCAUCAUUUUCAAGUGGGGAUGACACUGGAGCCAGUGAUUCAAGCACAAUUGACAAUGACAAGACAGAGGUUUGCCUGAAAGAAAGCAUUGAUCGUAGCGCACUGCACUGCCGUUGUAAAUCACAUGCCCCCCAACGAGGGGCAGGCAUGUGUAGCUUCUGUGUUUCACAACCAGACUCUUCCUUUUGCCUGAGUGGAGCCAGUAUUGCCAAUGUUAAAGCGCAGUGAAGACUUUUCAUGUUCUGUCAAAUCUUGAUGACUUCACAGAAAAAAAUGGAACAAAUCAAUUUGGAACUGAAGAUCGAGCUGGUCAAGUUAAAAAAUGGUGGGAUGUUCUGAUGUGCUCCAGAAGGUUCCUUGUGGCCACUUCCAUAGCUGCUGAGCUGGAGAAGACACUGCUGGGAGGGAGUGGCAUCUUCCUAACAUCAGGAUAAUGCACAGAUCUCCCAUGCUGAUCUCUGCAGCCACCAUGAGCAACAUGACCGUGAUUGACACUGCUGACCCCUAUGACCUUGACAUGACCUCGUCUGAGGCCACCUACCCCAUCAGCUUCCAGGUUUCUGUGACAGGCUUCUUGCUUUUGGAGAUAGUUUUGGGUCUGAGCUCAAACCUCACUGUGCUAGUCCUCUACUGUAUGAAACAGAACCUCAUCAGCUCAGUCUCCAACAUCAUCACCAUGAACCUGCACGUGGUGGAUGUGUUGGUAUGUGUGUGCUGCAUUCCACUGACAGUCGUGGUGGUCCUACUGUCUUUGGAGGCGGACACAGCCAUGAUAUGCUGUUUCCAUGAGGCCUGCAUCUCUUUUGCAAGCGUAGCUACUGCUGCUAAUGUGCUGGCCAUCACAGUGGACCGAUAUGACAUCUCAGUGCGGCCGGCAAACCGUGUUCUUACAAUGGGCCGAGCUGUGGCUCUCCUGGGAUCUAUAUGGGCUUUAUCCUUUUUCAGUUUCCUUGUUCCCUUCAUGGAGGUAGGCUUCUUCAUCAAUUCUGGUUCAGACCUUGUAAACCAAACGGCAGUGAUCACAGUGGUUCAUACAAAUGAGUACUACACAGAGCUGGGUUUGUACUAUCACCUGCUAGCACAGAUCCCUAUAUUCUUUUUCACAGCUGUGGUAAUGCUGGUGACUUACUACAAGAUCCUUCAGGCACUUAAUAUUCGCAUUGGAACUCGCUUUCAGCCGAACCUACCUAAAAAGAAGCACAAGAGUAAAAACACUAUCUCUUUGAGCACGACAACACAAGCAGAGUCAACUGAUGCUUCACAGAGCAGCACAGGUGUCAGGUCAGGUGGCAAUGCACCUUUGGGCAUGCGGGCUUCUGUGUCUGUCAUUAUUGCUCUAAGACGAGCAGUAAAGCGUCAUCGGGAAAGACGGGAGAGACAAAAAAGAGUCUUCAGGAUGUCUCUCCUCAUCAUCUCCACGUUCCUACUUUGCUGGACUCCAAUAACUGUGCUCAACACCAUCAUCCUCAGCACUGGGCCCAGUGAUUUGACUGUCCGCCUCCGACUGGGCUUCCUGGUGAUGGCCUAUGGAACCACCAUCUUUCACCCGCUCCUCUAUGCCUUCACACGGCAGAAGUUCCAAAAGGUUUUGAAGAGCAAGAUGAAGAAGAGGGUGGUGUCUGUUGUUGAAGCUGACCCAACACCAAACAAUGUGGUCAUCCAUAACUCGUGGAUAGACCCCAAGAGAAAUAAGAAGGUCACCUUCGAAGACACAGACGCGAGACAAAAAUGUCUAUCCACACAGGAUGUGGAGUGAUUCAAAUGUAAAAAUAUCAAAUAUGUUGUGCAAAUGGAAAAUAUUACUCUAGAGUGAAAAUAAGAGCAUAAAGUAGAAAAAAGGGGGGGAAAGAUGUUUUCGAGGGAGAUUAAGGAGUUUUGUUCAUGCCAAUGACUGUAUAUAGUGAUGAACCACAUGACAGCUCCUCAGAAAUUAAGCCAAAACAUCUGGAUUGUUGCCCCCUGCUGGUUGAUUGCAGUAUAGGUCAAAAAGGAGCCUUGUCCAUGUUAGCAGAUGGGACAUGGACCAAAAUUUUAAAAAAAAAAUCAUGAUUGACAGCCAAGAGUGCCUAGUGAUUGGUUGGGCGGGUGUGUCAGUGGGACUGCAGCUCCACUCAACAACCACCACUGUGCAGACUCAAGCAUAAGCACAAGAUGGCUUUAUACUUGUUCAGUGAGAAGAAUUGGAGACAUGUUGUUUACCUUUAUAUAUAAUCAUUUGUUUUAUGCAAAUAGAGAAGUGACAUUUGUUUUAAACAAUGAAAACUGAGUCUAAGCUCAUUAACAAUGAAAUACAUGAAUUUUGGGCAGCUUACUAAAUUUAUAAUAAAAUGGUGACCACAGAAAAAUGAUGAAGACGAAGUGGUUUCUGAAUAUCAGAUGUAAAAAGGGACGAUACCAGCAGAUGAAUGUAUGUAAGUUCAAGGAUUGCACUUUCAGUUGACUUUUUUCUUUUUCUUAAGUGCAUAAGUCAUAAGUGUCAUAGGGUAAUUUAUUGCUUUUUAUUGUGUUAUAAUGUGGUGUAAUAUUAAAGACAAUUAAGAAAUAACUGUAUCUAAGCAGCAGUGCGUGUUGUUUGCUGUUUAGCAUUAAAUGAGACAAAUGUACGGUCAUAAAAUACCCUUGAUAUUGUUUGUUAAGAUUUGUAAUAAACAACCAAAGACACAAUGUGUCAGUAUCUCUCUGCUCUCCUGCUUCUUCCAAUUGAUCUGGAUACAGGGACAGAAUACAUCAGAAACAGUAGUAAAGAAAUUGGGAUUUAGUUUCUCCUUCACUCCCCUCAGAGAGGUCACCUGUCUGCUAUGUCAACCAUACAACAGUAAAGAGAUGAAGAAAAAAACUUUACUGUUAAUAGAAUCUGUAUUUGUUCACAACAAAAUGGCAUGAAUGACUAUGUGGUAAGGGAAAAAGGAACUGAUGAACACUCCAUUUCUCUUACCAGUACUUUUUACUUGUUUGAUACACCUAGUGCUAUUUUUAGGGGAGCUGCUAAGUAGAGGUCCAUUUUGACAUGGACAAAUGAGAAUACUGGUCUGAAGGGCUGGUUCAUGGUCUCUGAGAACUUUUUAAGAUGUGCUGUCUACAUGAAGUGGGUGUGAGAAUCCUGUCUUUCCUAUCUUUAUUCAAGAGUGUGGUCUUUCAUUAGGUUUUCCCUCAAAACCCUGCCCUCUCUCUCUUAUUGCCCCUGCUCAAAUGCAAGGCCAUACUCUUCAAGAAAAGUUAUGAAAGAAAAACCACACUGGACAAAAAAUUCUAGAUAAAAGGCAAAAGUCUGA
This is a messenger RNA of Scophthalmus maximus (turbot), 4172 nucleotides long. It is a transcript of the gene gpr22a, whose product is annotated as G protein-coupled receptor 22a. The transcript has 5 exons. Bases 1334 to 2656 code for a protein of 440 amino acids. Gene Ontology annotation, biological process: G protein-coupled receptor signaling pathway. Gene Ontology annotation, cellular component: membrane. Gene Ontology annotation, molecular function: peptide binding; G protein-coupled receptor activity. NCBI's taxonomy places the organism in Eukaryota, Metazoa, Chordata, Actinopteri, Pleuronectiformes, Scophthalmidae. The record is from RefSeq and is a predicted model, not a curated record.